Messenger RNA from Trichechus manatus latirostris (Florida manatee), 4778 nucleotides. RefSeq names its product vav guanine nucleotide exchange factor 1 (gene VAV1). The coding region runs from base 875 to 3400 and encodes 841 amino acids. Gene Ontology annotation, cellular component: cytoplasm. Lineage: Eukaryota; Metazoa; Chordata; Mammalia; Sirenia; Trichechidae. The transcript is spliced from 24 exons. The record is from RefSeq and is a predicted model, not a curated record. Gene Ontology annotation, biological process: cell migration; regulation of GTPase activity. Gene Ontology annotation, molecular function: protein binding; guanyl-nucleotide exchange factor activity.
AAAUAAGCACAAACACACAGCAGGCUGGUAGGAAGGUGAUCAGGGCUUCAUGUAAGGAAGCGGGAUAGGGUGUCAUGAGGCAGGAAAAAGGUCUGUGACUUGAAGCGGGGGGUUAGGGAAAUCUCCUGAGAAGUUGACAUUUGGGCGAAGACCUUUGGGAGGUGAGGGAAUUAGCCAUGAAGUUGCCCACGGCAGAGGGGACAGCCUGCGCGUCUGGAGCUCAGUGAGUGAGGGGGAGAGAGGAGAAGGGGAGAGCAGGGAGGCGACGGGCUGGUCGUGCAAGGCCCUGUGGGCUGCAGGGAGGACUCGGGCUUUUACCCGUGGGUGGUGGGAGCCAUGGAGGGUUGUAGGCAGAAGAGGGAUGUGCCCUAGCUCAAGUGUUCACAGGUGCCCUCUGACAGCUGUGAAGAGGACAGACUAUGGCGGGUUGAGGGCGGGAGCUGGGGGACCAGGGCGGAGGAGACUGUUGUGGUCCAGGUGGGCCAUGAUGGGGCUAGACCAGGUGGAGGCAUCAGAGAGGGUGAGAAGUGGGCAGAUUUGGGGUGUAUUUCAGAGGUGGCACUACUCAUUUUGCCAAUAGGUUAGAUGUGGAGGAGGCCCGGAGGCCUCAGUUGACUCAGCCUGCCUCUCCUGGCCCCAGGAGCCCAGGCUUUGUUGAGUUGGUGGGGCCGGAAAAGUCAGACCCUAUGUACAAAGGCUAGGGCCGGGCUGGCUGUAGGUGCUCCCCCACCCCACGCUCCUCCUCCUCCACCCGCUUGCUGGCGGCAGUUACAGGCAGAGAAGAGGAAGUGGUAGGACUAGCUGUUGCUCCCCGGUCAGGCAGGCGGGCGGGCCGGUGGCGGAGGCCGAGAGGGUGUGCUGGUUGGCAGCGGCCAUGGAGCUGUGGCGCCAGUGCGGCCACUGGUUGAUCCAGUGCAGGGUGCUGCCGCCCAGCCACCGUGUGACCUGGGAUGGCGCCCAGGUGUGUGAGCUGGCGCAGGCCCUCCGGGAUGGGGUCCUGCUCUGCCAGCUGCUCAACAACCUACUGCCUCACGCCAUCAACCUGCGCGAGGUCAACCUGCGCCCCCAGAUGUCCCAGUUCCUGUGCCUUAAGAAUAUCCGCACCUUCUUGUCCACUUGCUGCGAGAAGUUUGGCCUCAAGCGGAGCGAGCUCUUCGAGGCCUUUGACCUCUUCGAUGUGCAGGAUUUCGGGAAGGUCGUCUGUACCCUGUCCGCUCUGUCCUGGACCCCGAUUGCCCAGAACAAGGGCAUCAUGCCCUUCCCCACGGAGGAGGAGAUUGUGGGCGAUGAAGACAUCUACAGUGGCCUGUCUGACCAGAUCGACGACACGGUGGAGGAGGAUGAGGACCUGUACGACUGUGUGGAGAACGAGGAGGCUGAGGGUGACGAGAUCUACGAGGACCUCAUGCGCACAGAGCCGGUGGCCAUGCCGCCCAAGAUGACAGAGUACGACAAGCGCUGCUGCUGCCUGCGCGAGAUCCAGCAGACGGAGGAGAAGUAUACCGACACGCUGGGCUCCAUCCAGCAGCACUUCAUGAAGCCCCUGCAGAGGUUCCUCAAGCCUGAGGACAUUGAGAUCAUCUUCAUCAACAUCGAGGUUCCUUGUCUACGGCCGCUAUUGCAGCCAGGUGGAGUCUGCCAGCAAGCACCUGGACUGCGUGGCCUCAACCCGCGAGGACGUGCAGAUGAAGCUGGAGGUGGGGUCCGCUCCGCAGCUGGGGGCUCGCCCACUCCUUCCCAGGUCCCGAGGGCAGCAGCAAGGAGCUGGGGCCGGGAAUGCCGUUUUCUGCUGCAGCCUGGCCAGGGUCCCCUGAAGGUUUGGGGAGGGAGGCAUGCUGUGGACACCCUGUCACUAAGCCCCCUGCCUGCCUCUGGUCGGGGCUGGUUCCCUAUCCCGGGCAGGGUUGGGGACUGGGCGGUGCGGGGUCCACGCUCACCCCUACCCUGCCUCCAGGACCUGGCCCAGUGCGUGAACGAGGUGAAGCGAGACAACGAGACGCUGCGGCAGAUCACCAACUUCCAGCUGUCCAUCGAGAACCUGGACCAGUCACUGGCCGACUACGGCCGGCCCAAGAUCGACGGGGAGCUCAAGAUAACCUCGGUGGAGCGGCGUUCAAAGAUGGACAGGUACGCUUUCCUGCUUGACAAAGCCCUGCUUAUCUGUAAGCGCCGCGGGGACUCCUACGACCUGAAGGACUUUGUGAACCUGCACAACUUCCAGGUUCGCGACGACUCCUCUGGGGAGAGAGACAACAAGAAGUGGACCCACAUGUUUCUGCUGAUUGAGGACCAAGGCACCCAGGGCUACGAGCUGUUCUUCAAGACGCGGGAGCUGAAGAAGAAGUGGAUGGAGCAGUUCGAGAUGGCCAUCUCCAAUAUCUACCCUGAGAACGCCACCGCCAAUGGACAUGACUUCCAGAUGUUCUCCUUUGAGGAGACCACUUCCUGUUCAGCCUGCCAGAUGUUGCUGAGAGGCACCCUCUAUCAGGGCUACCGCUGUCAUCGAUGCCAUGCCCCUGCACACAAGGAGUGUCUGGGGAGGGUCCCUAUGUGUGGUCGACAUGGGCAAGAUUUUGCAGGAACCAUGAAGAAGGAUAAGCCACAUCGAAGGGCUCAGGACAAAAAGAGAAAUGAUCUGGGCCUUCCCAAGAUGGAGGUGUGUCAGGAAUACUAUGGACUUCCUCCACCCCCGGGAGCUUUUGGACCUUUUCUACGGCUCAACUCUGGAGACAUCGUGGAGCUCACCAAGGCCGAGGCUGAACAGAAUUGGUGGGAGGGCAGGAAUACGGCGACCAACGAAGUUGGCUGGUUUCCCUGUAACAGGGUCAAGCCCUACGUCCAUGGCCCCCCUCAGGACCUGUCUGUUCAUCUCUGGUAUGCUGGCCCCAUGGAGCGUGCCGGGGCUGAGAACAUCCUCACCAACCGCUCCGAUGGAACCUUCUUGGUGCGGCAGAGGGUGAAGGACACGGCAGAAUUUGCCAUCAGCAUUAAGUAUAAUGUCGAGGUCAAGCACAUUAAAAUCAUGACAUCAGAAGGGCUGUAUCGGAUCACAGAGAAAAAGGCUUUCCGGGGGCUUACGGAGCUGGUGGAGUUUUACCAGCAGAACUCCUUGAAGGAUUGCUUCAAGUCGCUGGACACCACCUUGCAGUUCCCCUUUAAGGAGCCCGAGAGGAGAGCCAUCAGCAAACCACCAGCUGGAAGCAUCAAGUAUUUUGGCACAGCCAAGGCCCGCUAUGACUUCUGUGCUCGGGACCGGUCGGAGCUGUCCCUCAAGGAGGGCGACAUCAUCAAGAUCCUUAACAAGAAGGGACAGCAAGGCUGGUGGCGAGGGGAGAUCUAUGGCCGGAUUGGCUGGUUCCCCUCCAACUAUGUGGAGGAAGAUUAUUCUGAAUACUGCUGAGCCCUGGCGCACUGGCAGAGAGACGAGAGACUCCAGGUUCUGAGCCCAGGAUGGGCAGGUCAGGGGCUAUGACAGUCCCCGCAGGCCGAGAGCCUGGGACGGACUGUGAAAGGCCAGGGUCCAGCUGGCCAGACUCCCGGAGCCUCGGUUAAUUUAUAACACACUGGUGUCCUCUUGGGUCCCUCAACAAGAUGGGGUGCAAGGAAACCACUCUUAAUAAAGUGAUGAAUGGAUGGGAUAGUGUCAUUCAGAAGGACCCAGAAGGGGAGACAAGGGGAAAGGGACUGGGGCACAGACAGAACCCACUCACCAACCCUACCUCUCAUCUUUAUCACCUUUCCCUGCCAUUUACAAUAACACCCAAAGGUGGAAAUAGAAUCUCAUGUAGCAGAAAAGAAUUUCACACUCACAGAUUCAGGAUUACAACAACUCUCUGUUUGUUUUUUCUAUAACAGAACUUAAUUACUAUUUUCACACCCCCUCCACCAAUCCUUGCCCAUGAGUGACCAACCCACCCGGUGGCACCCUGGAAGAAAGGCCUGGAGAUCUGCUUCCAUAAAGAUCAUUGUUUUUAGUUGUCAUCAAGUUGAUUCCGACUCACAGUGACCCCAAGUAUGCAGAGCAGAACUCUUCCAUAGGGUUUUCAAGGCUGUGAUCUUUUGAAAGCAGAUUGCAGACCUUACUUCUGUGGCACCUGUGGGUGGGUUUGAACUGGACUAUUUUGGUUGAUAGUCUGGUGCUUAACCGUUUCUGCCACCCAGGGACCCUGUGAAGAUAUCAGCCAAGAAAACCCCUGUGGAGCAGUUCUACUCUGUAACACACGGAAUCGCCAUGAGUUGAAAUGGACUCGACAGCAAUGGGCUUUUAGUCUGGCUGAGUGGUAGAAACUUUAUCUCAGUUGAGUUGGGGGUCUCUUCAUUCAGUUUUCCCCAAGAUCAUAUUUAAAUUCCAGAGGUCUUGGCACGGAUGUUGGGGAGACAGCUGGUCCUUGGUUGUUAUGAUCUGUCACACUUUCACCUGCUGCGAUGUGAUUGCUUCUGCUUGGCGAUUGUUCCCUCCACCCCAUCCACGUCCCUCAUGCAAGACAUCUGACUAUGUUCUCUUAAAUGCUGCGUCAUGUGAGUGGGAAGGCUGGACACCCUAGUCUGUCUGGGGUGGUCCUGGCGGCUAUAGUUAUUAAUGAUUCUUUUCAUGCUCCAAAGUGUCCUUAUUUGAAUCAUGAAUUAUAUGGCCACUGUAUUAGGUUGGUGUCUUGGUUUCCAUAACAAGAUACCACAGUGGGUGGCUUUAAAGAACAGUUCAUUUUCUCACAGGACUCCCUGGGUGGUACAAAUGGCUAAUGCGCUCAGCUGCUAAAUAAAAGGUCGGCAGUUCGAGU